AUGGCAGCCUCACGUUCGGCUCCGGAUUUGCAUUCCCCUCCUGUUCUCCUGGGUACAAACCCAAGUCUCAUGAAUAAACCUCCCGCUGCACAGAAACAGAGGUCGUCCAGGGUUCCCGGUGGGUUUGAUACAGACGACGAGCUCUCACCGAUGAAAAUGGAGUUUGGUGAUGAGGUCGGGACGCGGGAUGGGAAGCCAGAGCUGCGUGAACAUCAAGAAUACGAAGAACGAUACCAAGCAUGGGAUGACAAGGAGAAGAAUCAGCCGAACAGUCGGUUGUUGAGGGAGGAUGAUACAAACAACAAUAGCGAUAAUCGUACUAAGAAUGACAACGGUGAAAAUGUCUAUGACCCGUUUGUACUAAGUUCCAAGGAUUCACCCCUGCAAUUGUCACCGCGUCAACGCCCUCAGCAGGAGCCGAUGUCUUUGCAGUCCCCUGUUCUAGCCAUCGAGGAUUAUUCCUCCUCUUCGAUCCUCCUUCCAAGUAUUGACUUCAACGAUUCCAAAAGCCUUUUGCUCCCCUCCGCCAUCCCUCACUCCGCAUAUAAUGACACCAUGGACGACUCGACCAAUACUAACGACCAUAAUGACGACCAUGACCAUGAGCACGAACACAAGCACGGGAAUAACACGCAAGACCAUGGGCAGGGGGAUGAGAACGAGCAAGACCAUAUCCACGGAGACGAAAAUGAAAAUUCCAAUGAAAACUUCAAUGACCAGACACUACCCAAUCACACAACCCUCGACGAGAAAGAAAUGCGCCAGAAAUUGCUAAACAUGGAAUCCAGUUUUCUCCCCGAACCCUCCACAAUUGAUGUCGCUGCUACACCCGGGCUACCUGCGCCGGAUGAUACAUACUUGAUCGGCGUGAACGAUAGGAGCCUGUCACAGGUCGAGGAGGGCGAUAGCCGAGCAACGCCCCCUUCCCCUACUACACCGCCUGGCGCAUACAAGACCCCGGCCGCUCGCCGCGCUACAAGAUUGGAGCCUUCCUUCUUCGAGGAGGAAGGGGAUUCGCAGAAGGGAGAGGCCGACCACAAUCGCGAUCGCGAUAACGAUAAUUAUGACGACUCGGAUCUGACUCCUUCUGCAAAAGGGAACGAUACUACUAAUAUUUCGUCGUUGGAGACCAUAUCGUCCUCUCCAACCGCAGCUGCGGCGGCCAGAACAGUCUCAAGGGCUAUUUCUACGGCUUUGCCGAAUUCUAGUCUACGGAGCAAUGCAUCACAGCGCCGCCAAUAUGGCGCUCAACGCGAUUCGCAACUAUCAAGUACUGAUGAUGAUAAUGCAGAUGCCACUCCCCGGCGCUCUACGCGGAACAUUUCCCCAACUCGUGUCGCAUCGCGGCACUUGCAAGAUACUACGGGAGUAAGUGGUAGCGAGGGAGAUGCGCCGCAAGAUUCAAGCGCGUCUUCGGAGCGCAGGCGCAAGCGACCCAAGUUCUUGACGAGCCGUCAGUCUGUCCACCGGUUUUCAAAUUCUUCCACUGCGACUGUCGGUACGGAUACUGCGUCUAGCGAGGCUGCGAUGGGUGUCGAUUUUGCAAUUCAGUCCGGCGGGGCAGCGCCUGCUAAUAACAUCGGCCAGCGGUCGCACAGCCAUGGCAGGCAGAAGGAGAUGGAGCUGUCGAGAUCGAUAAGUCUUGGAAGCAUGGCAUCUGGAGUAUCGGGUAUGAGUGACGAUAACUUGAUGGAACAGCGAAGAGGGUUUAGUGGCGUUUCGGAUGUUAGUCUACAUACGCUAGAUGAAGAAGAUUCAACAUCCCAGGCUCGUCCAGGAUCGUCCGGGGGAAAGUCCGCAGCGGAUCCGAUGACUCCCAAAGCUCAAUCGCGUGAUCAACCGCCUCCAGAAACAGCCGUAACAGAGCACAUCAAGGAUAUCCAGAUCCCGGCCACCCUCGCCCGUCAAUUCCGAGAAAGUACACUUGGCAUGUCCCCGGACAAGCGUGGAGGUGUCCCAACGCCUGCCUUUGGGCGUAGCGGUAAAUCACUUACGCUCAAGGAACAGAGUAGCACUAUAGAUAGGUUAUCGAAGGAAAAUUUCGACCUCAAGAUGCGCAUUCACUUCCUCAAUGAAGCGUUGAAUAAGCGUUCUGAAGAGGGAGUGAAGGAAAUGAUUUCCGAGAACGUCGAGCUGAAGUCUGAUAAAAUCAAGCUCCAGAAGGAUAAUCAAGCGCUCCGGAGGUAUAUUCGCGAUUUGGAGAAGCAGCUUCGUGAUCGUAAAGCCGCUGGUAGUGAUGGGGGCCAGGAAAAGUCUGAGAGAGAGGAUGGGAUAGAGGCUGAGGAUGGAAAUGGAGGUGUAGAUGAAGAGGAGCUGACAUAUCUGCGAGAAAGGAUUGAGACGUAUGAGGUGGAGAUUGAAAGAUUAAGGUCGGAAAGUAUUUCGCGGGAAAGUGAGAAGAGGCGCCUGGCUGAGAUGGUAAAGUCGUUGGGUGAUGGACGAGUGACUAUCGGCUCUGAUACGGGGGCAAGGGAGGAGAGGGAUAUGUGGAAGGACAUGCUUGAUGCAGAAACCGCAGCUAGAGAACAGGCUGAGGAGGAAAACAGAAAGCUUCGGGAUGAGCUUCUGCGUAUGAAGCCAGAUGCGAUGUCUGGUAGCCGAUCUGGUGGUUCUCGUGUUGGCAAAUUAUCCGUCGUCUCUCGAUCCAGCGCCUCUGAACGGGAUAUUGACCGGAGUGCUGGUCUUGGAACUACAUCCAGCGCUACUCUCGUUGAACUGGAACUUCUUAAGCAAGAAAACGCUGAGCUUCGUCGCGAAGUCAGUGCGCAAACUUCCAUGCUAACAUCUAGAAAUCGUGAAAAGGAGAGACUCUACCAGGAAAUCGAAGACCUGAAAUUGGGUCAGCGGAGGGGUGAUGGUGGCCGGUCUGUUGCUGGCGAUAGUAUCUUUGAGCGGUCAGUCUCCCGCGCCCAGGAUAGGUCUAAUUCCCAUGCCAGCGAUGGGGUGAGAUCCCGCGCCAGUGAUGCAGAACGCGAAAGCCUGGAGAUCAAGAAUGGUGAACUCCGCGAUCACGUAUCGGCGCUUAAGCUUGAGAAUCAAAGUCUUCGCACCCAACUUGACGAAUGCAUGAGUGACCUGGAGGCGUUGGACCGUGCGUACCAGGCUGAUGUGGAACAGGCAGAAGAAGACUUGCAAACUAUGCAACUGGAGCGAGAUCACGCAUUGCAGAUUGCCGAGGAGCGGGAGGAAGCAUUGCAGGAUCUCAAAGCAGAGGCGCAGGAGGAACUGGAUGCUAUGGGUGAUGAGCUGGAUCAGAAGAUUGACGAGUGUCAGCGCAUGGAAGCUGAGUUGGCUAAUCAACAUGAAAAUCUGAAAGCUUUGCAGGCGGAAAUGCGGUCGGCAAGCGAGGGCAUAAUUAGGCUGGAAGAAGAUGCACAGAGCAACUUACAAAAAUACAAAGCUGUGCAACAAGAAUUGGAUGAUGCGAAUCGGGAACUGGAGCAGAUGGAGAAAAGCCUUUUUGAAGCCAAUAGCAAAGUGCAGCGGCUGACCGUUCAGCAGGAAUCUAGCCAGAAUGAGAUUGCUUUCCUCCGUGAGGAGCAAGAUGGCGAUAAAAUCAAGAUCGGAGAUUUGGAAUCUGAACUGAAGACUUGCCAGAUGAGUCUACUUAGUGAGAAGGAUAGAACCAAGGAGCUCGAUAGUCGCCUUGCGGAGGAGAGGCACCAGCGGGAAGUCGUUGGGAGUAAAGAGAAGCAGGAGGUGCAGCGCAUUAUGAAUGAGCUGAACCGCGAGGCGACCACCGCCAAGGACGAGGUCCGUAAGUUGAAGAAGAACCUCUCCUCAAGGGAGAUCGAGGCUACAACUUGGAAAGAACGCUUGAUGGAAUUGGAGAAUAGCCUCCGUGAAGCCCUCGGGGACCUCAAUGGCACACGCUCAAGCUUACUUGCUUCAAUCACUAAGCUACAGCAGGAGUUGGAUUCAACCGCCCUCGAGCUGGAGAGCACUCGCACUAAGCUCGAUGAGAGGGAAUCUCUCCUCCGUAACCGGGAUGCCCUUCUCGAAAGCCAUGGCUUGGAGACUCGCAAACUUGCCGAUCUACUAGAAAGGGAGCGUCAAGCGCAUCGGGCAGAUAAACAUUCAUUCGAACAGGCACUUAAAUCGCACCACCAAGCUUCGCGGACAAUCUCACAAAAUAACUCAAGGAUCUCGGACUUGGAAGCCGCACGAAAUCAGGACCGAAAGCGUUUCAGUACCCUCGAGCAGCAGUAUAAGGACCAGCUAAGCGAGCGUAAUGCAAUGUUCCUGACUAUUUGGAAACGACUUUCAGCCAUGUGCGGACCUGACUGGGCCCACUCGAACAGUCUAAUCAACGGGAAUCUGCCUAGCCAAGAAGUUAUUGGAAACAUGCUUUUCUGGCCAGGCUUUAGCCGCAAUCUGUUGCUGGCGCUCAAAACGGUUGAAACACAUAUUGGCGGGUUCAAGGCGCGGAUCAAAUCCGUGGAGCGGGACUUGACAAAGGAGUAUCAGAAUUUAGAACACAGUCUGAACAUCCGCUUUAAGAAACUUGAACGGAUGGAGGAAUUGGUUCAAAAUUUAAAAUCCAGUCAACCACAACAUCGUUCAACGCCCCCAAACUCUUGUAGCGCCGAAAUCUCCAAACUCAGAGGUGAGAAUAGGCUUCUGAAAGCGGAGUUGAAUCUUCUCCAAUCCCAUUCGCGAGCUCGUGCGGCUAACGCUGCGGCCGCCGGAAGCGGAAACGCCCACAGCGCAUCAGGACGGUCUGCAUCAAAUCUCGCUGCCAACACCUUAUCUCGAUACAGCUCCACAACAACAGUUGACAACGCUUCUACUGCCGGUGGUCAAACACACGCACAUGCUCGACAGCCUAGUCGAAGCCCCAGCGCCCUCUCCCGCGUUUCCUCCAGCAACCCCCAACCAUCCCAGUAUUCCUCUUCCUCAACACUUACCAACAACCCCGUCGGUCCCGCCGGAACAUCCUCAUCGACGCAAGUUGCACAGCAACAAUCACGAUACCAACAUGUCAGCUCUCCGCACCACUCCCAUUCCAGCAGCGAACCCUCACAGGAGAAAUGGAUAAAACGGUUGCAAGAGCUCGAGCGCCGCCUCACGGCUGAGCGCGAGGCACGAUUACUUGACCGUUCGGGCGCCCGUAAGCGGCUGGAAGAGCAGAAUGCGCGCAAUGAGGAGCUUGCAGCUGAGUUGGCUAGGCAAAAGAUGAGGCAGCAGUAUCAGGGAGCUAUUACAAAUACACCCCAUAACCGAACUAGUAGCAGCAGCGGUUCGAGAGGAGGCGUAGCUGGGGAUCGAAGCGAAACCGGCCCUACGGCUCCAGGCCGCCAUCUCUCCACUCCAGAAGCCACCGUUGCUGAUGAAGCGGAACGCUCGCGAGCUAGCAGGGCCGCUGCCAGUCCCUACCAUCAUCGUCGUCGUCGCGAUAACGGUGAUGAUACAGAUCACGAGGGCAAGGGGAGCGGCGACCCUGAUGAGGGAGAGAUGGUCAUCAUCGACCACCGCAUUAGUGAGGGAAGUGGCGGAUAUCAGCGGCAUGAUAGUGAACCGUAUAGUGGCAGCCACAAGGGCCAUAAGCAUUCAAGCGCUGCCAAGAGUACGGGUCGCGAGCAGUCGCAUUUGUCGCACGGCCAUCGACAGGAACAUCGCCGGAGAGGAACGGGGACUGGGGCUGGCGUGGGAACCGACGAGUACGACGGAGGUGAUGAUUAUGAGGACGAUUAUGACGAUGAGGAUGAUGGAAAUGGGACGGGAACGGAUGAUGGGGAGGGUGGACUAACGGUUGAGGUUGAGGUUUAG
Molecule: messenger RNA, 5769 nt
Organism: Histoplasma mississippiense
Lineage: Eukaryota; Fungi; Ascomycota; Eurotiomycetes; Onygenales; Ajellomycetaceae
Product: anucleate primary sterigmata protein B
Exons: 2
Coding region: 1-5769 (1922 amino acids)
Cellular component (GO): microtubule organizing center
Source: RefSeq, a predicted model, not a curated record